Molecule: messenger RNA, 8295 nt
Organism: Plasmodium vinckei vinckei
Lineage: Eukaryota; Apicomplexa; Aconoidasida; Haemosporida; Plasmodiidae
Product: conserved Plasmodium protein, unknown function
Exons: 3
Coding region: 1-8295 (2764 amino acids)
Source: RefSeq, a predicted model, not a curated record
AUGGUAAUUAAUAGCAAUAAGUCCUCAAAUGAUGAAACGAAUCAGAAAGAUGAUAUUAUGUUCAACCGUUAUUUAAAUAAGAAUAUUUCGAAAAAUUCUCAAGACCAAAAAUUAUUGUCUCAUGAAAACAAAAAUUUGAAACACACACAUAAUACGCAAGGGACAACCAAUUUUGUUGAUUCAAAUAAUAAGAAUUGCCAAGAAGUGCCUGCAAAAAAUAUGAGGAAUGAAUCUACUUGUAAAACUAGAGACGAAAAUAAUGUAAAUAAGAAAAAUGGAAGUUAUAUGAAUUUUCUCAAAAAAAAUGUAAGGAGUGUGAUCAGUAAUAUAACUGGGGGAUUGAUAUUGGGGAGACAAAAGGAUAACGAAGGACUUUCACCUUUAAAAAUAAAUAAAAUUAGUCUAACAAAUAAUGAUAAACAAUUCAAGCAAUGGAGCACAAAGGGUAUUACAAAUAACACGCCUAAAUUGAAUAACAUAAACAAUUCAAGCAUGCCAAAUUUAAAAAAAGGACCCGAUUUUACUAAAUACAAAAGUUUAGUCAAUAAAAAAAAAUCUCCUAUCCAUGAGAAUAUAAGGGAUAUUGCUAAACGCAACAUACAAGAUAUUAUAAAAAAAAAAAUAAAUGAAAAUAAUAAACCAGGAAAAGAAGUUCCAGUAAUGCCUUUGAAAAAAAUGAAUUAUCAAUUUCCUCUUACUACCCAUAAUAGUAUAAAUCAAAAAAUUCUAGACAAUCUAAAAAAAGGACCUCCCCCGAAUACAUCCAUGGUAAAUAGAAAAGUAAAGAUGGAUAUUAAAACAAUAAAUGAUAAUAAAAUAAAAAGUAAUUUAAAUAAUAAUAUAAAAGAAUAUAAAAAUAAACAAUUUUUAUUAAAAGGGCUUAAUAAAAAUGAAAAAAUUCCAUAUAAAAAAGGUUUGUAUACACCUACUUAUAUGUCUAAUCGUAAUAAAAAAUUAAUGCAAGAUGAAGAAUUGAAAAUAAUAAGAAAUGAUAAUAAAUUUCAUAAAAAUUUAAAAAAAAUGUUAAUUAAUACUAUUAUGAAUCCUGAAAAUGAGGAAAAAAAUAAUAAAGUAAUUAUGUCAAAUAAAAAAGAUUCUUCUCCAUUUUUGAAGAGGCAAUAUAAUAAUGUAACACAUAAGAAUAGUCCAAUAAAUAAAGGACAAAAUAAUUUAAUGAAAAACAAAAACCCUAUUGAAACAAAACAAGAAAUGCUUAAAAGAUAUUCAACAGCAGUUAGAAACAGAAAUUUAAUUAUUAUAAAAUCUAAUAACACCCUCAAAUACAGUAAUACUAACACAUCUAAUGUUGUUAUUGCUAAUGAUGUAGAAGACGUAGGAAGUUGUAAAAAUAAAAAACAAACAGAAGAUACGAUAUUGAUAGAUGAAGAAGUACAAGGAUAUAAAGUGAUAGGUGGAAUAAAUAGUAAUGCGGAUUUGGAAAACUUAAAGAGAUAUAGAACUAAUAAAAACAUAUUCGAAGAAUUAAUCCAACGUAAUUUAAAUAAAGAUGAAAAGAAACAUGUUAUUUUUAAAAGUAUAGAAAAUUUUAAAGCUAGUUCCUUUUCCCCUUUAAAUAGGACUAUCGAUAAAGAUGGUAAAAAUAAAAACGAAGAAAUUAGUACGCCAAUCAAUAAUAUUCUUAAAAUAGAAAAAUAUCAAAUUUUGAAUAAUGAAGGAAAAGAAGACAAAUCAAAGGGUCACGAUGAAAAAAUAAUAAAUAACAGUAUUUUUGUUUCAAACGAUAAAAUGGACAUAGAUGAAAACAAUUUGAGCGAUGCUAAAAGUGAAAACAAUAAUAAUCAGUCUAAUGAAUUAGAUGAUGGAAUGGAUAAUAAUAAUAAUUUGAAAAAUAGCGAAAAAAAUAAAAGCUUAAAUCAUAUAAAUUUUAAACAAACUUCAGUUGAUAUUGAUAAUGAUAUAGAUGAAAUUGUGACAAUAUUCAAAGAAACAAUUAUAGAUAAAAUAAAUGAUGAAAAAAGUGGUAUAUGUGUAAGUGAUAUAAUUAGAAAAGAAGAUAAUCAAAAAUCGAUUUUACUAUAUAAUGAAAAUAAUAUGAACACUUUAAAUAGUUCUACAUUUGUGCCAAUUCCAAAAGGUGAUAAAAUGGGAAGCAAUACGAAUGAACUUCUCCAUAAUGAAGAUAACGUAAAUGCACACAUUGAUGUAAAAUUAGAAGAAAGUCAAUUUGAUAUUGAAAAAAAUAUAUAUUUUCAAAAAAAUGAAGAAAAGGUGUGUGAAAAAUUGGAAUACGAAAGAAAUUGUGACGAUAUUGGCAGCAAUCAGCAUCAAACAAAUAAUACUAAAUUGGUGAAGGAUAAAAGAAAAAAAUGGGAAUACAUAAAAAAACAUAUAUCAUAUAUUAAAACACAGGAAGCAAAACAUUUAAUUAAUGAUACAUAUAAUGAUAGUAAAAAGUUUGGAAUAACUUGUUGUUUGGGUAGCGAUGAAAAUGAAACAAAUUCUGUUACACUUUUAAAUGAUGAUAAAAUAUUACAUAAAAAUAAAAUGUGUGUAAAUUUUUCAAAACCCCAAGUUGGUAAGCGUAGUAACAGAAAUAAUAAAAUUGGCAAUAAGAUUCUUUUGUUGAAUAAAUAUACAAACAAAAUAAUAUUGAGGAGGAAAAAAUACAUAAUGAGUAAUUUUUCUUUUAAUUUUAAAAAAAAUUAUAAUCUUAGUUUAAAUAAUCAAAAUAUUAAUUUUUUUAAAAUAAAAAAAGGAAAAUUUUAUGAUAAAAAUGAAAAAUUUCACAAAAAAAAAAAAAAGAUAGAUGUGAUAAAUUUAGAGUCUCAAAUUGGUAGUAAUACCAGUAUUGAUAAUAGUUCUGGUUAUAUCACCAAAAAAAGUAACAUUUGUGGAAAUAAUAAUACGAAAAAGCGAAAAAUUUAUUUACCUUUAGAAAAAAAUAAUACACAAAAUUAUGAACAAGUCAGGAGUAAAAAAAUUAAUUCCAUGCAUUCUUUACAAGCAUGUGUGUUAUCACAAAUGGAUGGUGAAAUUAAAGAUUCACAAGAAAUAUUAACUAGCCAAAGUGUAAUCUAUAAAAUAAAGGAUGGUGUGACAGAAAAUGGGAGUGAAAAAAAAGGUGAAGUUGUUAAUUUAGCCUCAAGUGAAGAUAGCGAACAAAAUAUGCACACCAAGGAAAAUGCAUCUACUAUAGAGGAUGCUAACCAAAUGGAAGAACCUUCCCAUUCUGAUAAGCAUGAGAGUGUUUUCAGUUCUUUACAAUUUGAGUCUGAUGAUUUUGAAAAUUUAUAUAAUGACCCCUCGAGUAAAGAAGGCAUAUUUUUUUAUGAGCAUGAAUGGGUGAAUAUAAUUUUACAACUGAUAAAUAAUAAUAAUUUGGGGUUGGCAGAAAAUUUAAUGAUCUGCCUUUUUCAAAAAGAAGAACAAUUGUACAAGUCAUUUAUAAAUGAUGGACUAAAAUGCAAAAGUAGUAGUGAUGAAAAUGUGUUUGUUAAGUCAGAGGAAUGUAUAAAAAAAGAUGACGAAACAGUUAGUAGCUUUGGUAUAAAUAACAAGGAUAAUAAUAAGAAGAAACAAAAAAUAAGUAAAAAGUUAUCACCUUUUAUGCAACAAAUUUGUAUGAAAUGCCCUUUAGAUUGGCCUUUAUUAGACAUUGGAAUGUUAAUCAUAGUCUCUCAAAUUGUUUGCUAUAUUUUUAAUUAUAAUAAAAUAGAUUUUUUUUUUGAUGCCUGUAGAAUGUUUGAAAAAUAUUGUAUUGGGAUUUUAUUAAAUUCAUCAUUAAUAUGUACAAAAAAGAAUGGAAGUUUUGUUUUUAUGUUUGAACAUGAGUUUUUUCAUCAAAUUGUAAUUCCUAAGAAUUAUAAAAUAUCUAAUGAGAUGAUUAAAUAUCAUUCAAACUAUUUAAAAAAUGAUUAUUUUAUUCAAGAAAAAACAAUUUUAGAUUAUAUUUUUAUGUCCUUAGCAUAUUACAUCACUAUAAGUCAAAAUUUAAAGGAUUAUAUCGAAAAUAAUAAUAUUAUUUAUUACUUGAAAUUUUUUCACAAAGGGAUUGAUACAGACGAAGUCUCUGGGGCAAUGUCGGACAUCUUCCCCGAGAAGAAACUCAAAAGGAGACGGACCGAAGAGGGAAGCGACGAAAAAAAUGAUGGCACUACUGACAAUCCGUUUGGGAGAACAAUUUUAUCAGACACGACACACAAUUUUAAGAACGACUGCAGUAUCAAACAUAGGCAUUCUGAAUGCUUGCAUAAAUAUAAGAACAGAUCAGAUUAUAUAAGUAAAGAAAAGAAUCGAAAAAAAAGGCUAAGUAUAUUGAGAACAUCUAGAUGUAUAAAAAAGUUGAAAAAAAUAAAGGGAAUUAGUAAAAUUGAAAAAAGUUCUGAUUUUGAAGAAUUAAAUAGUAGUAGCCAAAACAAUGAUAACCAACUUAAUCAGGAUGGCUGUAUAAAAAAACGACCAAACUAUUCAAAGGUCGAAAAAAAUGAAUUAAAUUGUUUACUUAAGAAUAGAAAGAUUGAUACAAUUGUAAAAUAUCAUACGAAAACUAAAUUUGAAAAAUUAUUAUGUUUGAUAAUUAUUGAAAUAUUUAAUUUAAUAUAUGACAAUAGAAAAUAUACCAUUGAAAACAUUUUAAUAAUUCGAAAGUUUUUUCGAAUUUUCCUAAAUUAUGCACAAAAAAUGUUUAUUUCAUUGUCUAUAUAUAUACAUUCAAAAAAAAGUAAAAAAAAAAGUUUAGAUCCUUUGCAAAACCAAGACUGGAAAGAUAAUCCCAUUGGUACAUAUUACAACAAUAGGGGAACUUGUAUUGGCCACGAUGUCAGAAGCGAGGAGUCAGAUCCAUUUAUUCCAAUGCCAAAUUAUAUAUAUGAAAAUUAUUAUAAUAUGUGGGUAUGGAUUGAAAGAAUGUUUUGUGAAAAUUUUUAUCAAAUAAAUAAUAUGGUAUUCAAUUUUUUUAGUUUUGAAAAAAAUGAUAUAGACAGUAAAAAAUUAAAUGUUGAUUAUAGUAAGCUAGAAUUAAUAAAUCGAAAUAUAAAACGAUUUUCAUCUUUACAAAAAAGAAAUAGUUUUAUAUUAAAGGAGUAUUGGGCUAUUUUUGGUUUGAAUAAUGAUUUAAAAAGUGGUGUAAAAAAUAGUAGUAAUACUUUGGACGAAGGUAAUGAAUUUCUUCCUGGAAGUGUCUAUUCAAAAAAGCUGCUUCCAAAUUGUUAUACAUUUGAAGAAUGGUCAGGAAAAAAUAAAUUAUUUUAUGAACUAGAAAAACACGAUCAGGAAUAUGAUAUGCUUUGUUCCUAUUUUUUAUCUUCUAUACAUUGUAUAUGUAAGACAUAUUUAAGUAUGGGAGAAAUACCAUCAUUCCUUCAUUUGAAAAAUGAAAAUAAUGUUAUAUUAAAUAAUUCGGUAAUUAAUUCAAAUGGUAUGAAUUUGUCUUUUACAAAAACAGAAUUGAAAAAGGAAUGCAAUGAGGAUGACGAAAUAGAUGUAACUUUGAAGGAAGAUAAAGAUAGGAAUCAAAAUGGGAAAGAAUCUGCUAAAAAUUCGAAUGAAUAUGAUGAGAAAAAUGUUUUAUGGUUAAGGCAAUUGAAGAAAAGAUUAAAAGUUUAUGAUAUACAAUGGCAUGAAGAAUAUGAAAAGAAAUAUUUUAAUGUGUUAAAUUGUAUAAACUUAUUGAAAAAGCAAUUUAAAAAAAAUAAAUUAUUUUAUAAAAUAAUGAAAAAUAAUAUAUCAUCUAUUUGGUUAAGUAAAAUACAGAUAUAUUUACAAUAUAUACAAAUAGCAAUAAAUUGUAAAUUUGUUUUAGGUUACACAUAUAAUAAUAUUUAUUUGUUUAUUAAAAAAAAUUACUCUUUUGUAAUUACAAUUAUAGAGCAUUACAUGAAUUCCAAAAUGGGCGUCGCUACAGAUUCUACAGCUGCUACAGCUGCUACUAAUGUUGAAGAAACUGACCAGGCAAGAGAAAACAACGAUAAUGAUGUAGACCUGAAUAAUGAUAAGGAUUGCUCAACAGGGAGUGACACUGACGAAUCGGAUGCAUCCUCGAUCUUAGAUUUUCCUAUAGAUAUAGGGGAAUUUUCGAUUGAUGAAAAUUUUUUACUAACAGCAUGGGAAAUUGCAAAUUUUUAUUUUUCCAUUUUAUAUUACAAGCUAGAGUUAAAAACUAUUUUAAUUGAGAUAUUGAAAUGGAUAACUUUUUUUGAAAAAAUUGGAACGAAAUAUUCACAAGAACUGUUUAGGUUUCGCUCUAGUUCAUAUAUUUUGCACAUCCUCAUUUUGAUGAACAAAUAUGAAGUUGCCCAAAAGAUUAUGAAGCGCAUUUCAUGUCAUUACAUUAAGAGUGAGGAUGUGGCUGAAGAGAAUAGGGAAGAGUUGCAAGGAAGACGAUGCAUAUUGUCUUACUUAAAAAAGAACAAAAUGAUGGAUAAAAGAAGUUUGGAAAGUUUGAGCAUAUUGAAGGAAGAGAGAGAUAGUAGUAAUGAAAAUAAAAAAGGAGGUGAUAGUAGUGUAGAAAAUUUAUUUCCUUACUUUGAAAAAAAAAAAAUAUUAUUAUUUCAUAUUAUAAAUAAAUGUUAUUUAUAUAAUAAGUGGGUAAACUAUAUGAUAAUGAAAUAUAACAAAGUUUUAAUUUAUUUAUUAAAACGAAAAAAUAUUGUAAAACUAAUUUUAUUUAACAAAAAAAAUGUUAGUAUCCUUAUGAAUCGACGAAAAGAAAAAAUAUUAAUAAAAAAUAUUAGUAAGCAUAUGAUUAAAUUACAAAAUGUUUUACUUUUUUUAUAUUAUUUAUCUAUCAAAUUAUACAAAAGUUAUUAUUAUCAUUCAUCUAUUUUGCAUAACAAUACAUCUAAACAAAUAUUGGAAGCGUCUAAAUAUUUGAAUAUAAAAAUAAAAAAAAAACAGAUCAUAAUGAAUUAUAUUUCUUCAUUUCAAACUUGUCAAAAUUUCCAAACUUACAAAUCGGGAGAUAUAAAUAUGCCAAUGAGUUACAUAGGUAGUAGUCCUAUGUAUGUGUCUAAUUUAUCGGAGCAAUUUCCUAGUGCAACACUUUUUAAGUCUACCUCCUUAAGUUGUGAUAAUAAACUGAUAAGCACUAAUGCGUCUACAAUUCCUAUUCCGUCAAAUGGGGGUAUUAAAAUGGAAAGAGAUGAUUCUUUUGUUUUUGUAAAUCCAGAUUCAAAAGUAAACAUAAAAAAUGAUAGUAAUUGCACAGGGGGUAACCAAAAUAAUGAUGACAUGUUUUAUUUGCACGCUUUAAUAUUGAGUAUACAAAUACAAUAUACACUCUCUAUUUGUAUUAUUUUGUGCUCUGACUUGUUUAUUGCACCGAAAAAAGUAAACAGACUUAUGAAAAUGAAAAAUUGUGUAAAAAAAAAAAAAAAAUUAGAAUCAGCCAACUUUGUUUUAUCAUUAUUUAGUUAUAAAUUAUUAUGUAAACAUUAUAGAAUCAUAAAUGGGCAUGCUUAUAAAAAAAGAAAAGAAAGAUGUAAUAAAGAAGGUAGUGUAACGAGCCCUAUUGAAGGUGUGGAAGAAGAAAAUAAUCCAAAACAUUGUGACGACAAAUCCAAUGACUUAACAAGUAAACCGAACAUGAAUAAUACUAAUUGUUCUACAAAAGUUGAGAUAAAUAAUGAGCAUGAUGAUAAAUUGGGUAUGCCUUUACAAGAAAAUUUUCGACAGAUAGAUGAAAACAAAAUUUCAGAUUAUUCUACCAAUAAUAUAAAAUUAGGAAGUAAUAAACAGAGGGAAGGAUAUAAAUCUGACUCUUUAAAUGAUAAAUUAAUAAAUGAGUCUGACAAAAUGAAUGACGUAAAUUAUUUAAGUGAUUUUGUUCCAGGAAAAUAUGAAAAUUAUAAAAAAAAUAUUUUGAAAAAAAAAAACUACAAUAAUAUUUAUGAAAAUUUAUUUAUACUUCGAAAAAAUAAAAUAAAAAAUGUUAUUACAAAAAAAAAUAAUUAUCAUAUCUUAGUUAAAAUAUCGACAUGGUUAAGCAAAAAUUCGGUUUCCCAAUUGACCUGGAUUACCGAGAAACUGUUUAAAAUGUGCCUCCCCGAGAUGUUGUGCGUUGUUUUGGGAUUACAAGCAAACAUGCUUGUUAACAAAAAUAUCGUAGCAAAUGUAAAACGAAUUGACAGAAUCAUGAAGUUGUGCUCCGAGAGCCCACAACUUGUCUACUUCUCAACGGAGUCCUUGAAAAAGUAUAAAAAUAAAAACUGUAAAAUAUAUAAUAAAUAUUUUAAAAUUUAUAAAAAGUCAAAGGAAAUAUUUUUAGAAAAAAAAAAGGAAAUUAAUAAUUCGAAUGAUAUUAUGAAUAAGCUUUGUGAAUAUUUCCUAAAAUUUUAA